AUCCGCCUCUUCGGCUUGCCGGGUUUUCCUUGGGGAGAUUCGGCUCUGGCGUCGCCUGCAGAGAGUGGAUCCCUCCCUUCCCUCCAGGGGGGCAAAGGGGGAUCCCUCCCUCCCCGGGCUGGAUCUGCGCCCUCCUCGCCCGGCCAGGGCUCCCCGCGGGGCUCCGGGUGGAUCCGGGAAGGAGCUUUUGGGGCAGUUGCUUUCUGAAGGUCUCUGUGUGGUCCGUCUGAGCAGGAGGCCUCCGAACAUCUGUUUCCCUCCAGUGCAGUUUGAAAAGGGAGCGAAGUGUAGCUUUAAAACGUUUAUUAAGAUUGUAAAUGUGAUAUUGUCACAGCUUGACAGGGGAGAGCGGGGGAUGUUAGGAAAAGAAAAGAUUUAUUUCAGGGGUCUCCAAACUUGGCCCUUUUAGGACUUGUGGACUUCAACUCCCAACUUCAACGCUGGGUCAAAAGUGGAAAACCAGGGAAACAACUGUGACCAAAGAUUCACCUGCAAGUCAACUUUCAAGAGAUAGUAGAAAAUUGGCACAAGGCAGCAGCCGCCAGAACUCAUGGAGGGCGGGAAACUCUCGGAUCCCCCGUCAGACACAAGUAGCACUCUGAAAAACCACAAAAGAACCCAUGAAUGCUCAGAAUGUGGGAAAUCCUUUGCUCGCCGGUCCCUCCUUUUGAACCACAGGAAGGUCCAUGUAGGAAGCGGAUCCAGUGAAGGUUUGGAGGGCGAGAAAUUCUUCUCUGGAAAAAACCCCGAAGAUCUUAGAAGCCCCCCCAAAUUAAGACUCUAUAAAUGUGAGGAAUGUGACUUAUGCUUUGGUCAAAAGUCAAGUCUUCUUAUACAUCAGAAAAUCCACACUGGAGAGAAACCUGACCAAUGUCUGGAAUGUGGGAAAAAUUUCCGUCAAAAAACCCAUCUCAGAAACCACGAGAGAAUUCACACAGGGGAGAAACCUUACAAGUGCUGGGAAUGUGGGAAGAGCUUUUCUCAGAACGCCAGUCUUUGGGUCCAUGAGAAGAUUCAUGCAGGAAUAAAAUCUUACAAAUGCUUUGAGUGUGGAAAAUCUUUCACCCUGAGCUCAUCUCUUCGGAGUCAUGAGAAAAAACACAGAGGGGAGAAAAAUGAAAAGUGCCUCGAAUGUGGGAAGUGUUUUACCUGGAAAUCAAGCCUGGUGCAACAUCAGAGACUUCACACCGGAGAGAGACCCUAUGAAUGUCUGGAAUGUGAAAAACGAUUUAUGUUUUCUUAUGAACUUCAGAGACAUCAGAAAUGGCACAAAAAAGAGCUAUCCUAUAAAUGUGGGGAAAGUUUUAUUUCGCCGGGAGAAUUUCAGAUUCACCAGAGAAUCCACACAGGGGAGAAGCCAUUCAAAUGUGGAGACUGUGGGAAAUGCUUUUCCCGAAAACACAACCUUGGAAGUCAUCAGAGGCUCCACACAGGAGAGAAGCCAUACAGAUGCCUAGAAUGUGGGAAAUGUUUUGCUCAAAAGGGAGCCCUUUGGGAACAUCACAAAAUCCACACAGGGGAGAAGCCAUAUCCAUGCUUUGAAUGUGGAAGAUUUUAUCGUACCCUAUCAAUCCUUAGAAAUCAUAUAAAAGUUCACACGGGGGAAAAAAACUACAAAUGUUUAGACUGUGGGAGGACAUUUGCUAAUCCAUUUUCCCUUAGAAGCCACAGCCGAAUCCAUACAGGAGAGAAACCUCACAAAUGUUCGGAGUGUGAUAAAUGUUUUUCUCAAAAAAAUACUCUUGUGAUACAUCAGCGAAUCCACACUGGAGAGAAGCCAUAUAAAUGUUCGGACUGUGGGAAAUCUUAUACUCUUCGUUCGCGCCUGAUCGUCCACGAGAGAACCCACACGGGCGAGAAACCUUACACGUGUUCGGAGUGCGGACGAAGCUUCAGCGUCAGCUCCAGUCUCAUCGCCCACCGGAGAACCCACACAGGCGAGAAGCCCUAUAAGUGUUCCCAUUGUGCGAAGAGUUUCAGCGUGAAGUCUGGGCUGAUCGCCCACGAGCGGACCCACACAGGAGAGAAACCCUACAAAUGCUUGUACUGCAGCAAAAGUUUCCGCCGCAAUUCGGGUCUCGUGAGCCACCAGCGGAUCCACACCGGAGAUAAGCCAUACCAGUGCUCAGUGUGCGAGAAAAGCUUCAGCGACAUCUCCAACCUCAUUACCCAUCACCGGAUCCACACGGGAGAAAAACCCUACAAGUGCUUGGAGUGCGGGAAAAGCUUCAGCCAGAGCUCCUACCUCAACAGCCACCAGAGAAUCCACACGGGGGAAAAGCCAUACGAGUGCGCCGAGUGCGGGAAGACCUUCAGCGUCAGCUCUCGGCUCCGGAAGCACCAAAGGAGCCACACCGGAGAAAGACCCUUUGUCUGCUUGGACUGCGGGAAAACUUUCAGCGAGAGCUCCGAUCUCCUGGCCCACGAGAGGGCACACACGGGAGAGAAGCCUUAUCGCUGCUCCUUUUGCGGGAAGAGUUUUCUCCGCAGCUCUGAGGUAGUGAGCCACGAGAGAAUCCACACGGGCGAAAAACCGUACCAGUGCGGGGAGUGCGGGAAAAGCUUUAGCGUCAGCUCGCGCCUGAGCGCGCACCGGAGGAUUCACACGGGGGAAAAGCCAUUCCAGUGCAUGGUGUGUGAGAGAAGCUUCAGUUACAAAUCCCACCUCAUUACUCACCAGAGAAUCCAUACUGGGGAGAAACCGUUCCAGUGCUCCAUUUGCGGGAAAAGUUUUCGGGGCAGUUCCAGCCUAGUAGCACAUGAGCGGACUCACACCGGAGAAAAGCCAUACCGGUGUCUGGACUGUGGGAAAAGCUUUACUCAGAGCUCAAACCUCAUUAGUCAUCAGCGAAUCCACACAGAAGGGAAUUCUUGAGAUCUCCCUCAGAUGGACCUCUGUGGAUCCUCAGUGGGAUCUCGCUGUUCCGAAGGAGACGUCGGUUCUUCGGUAUUUCGCCGGCAGUUCCACCUCUUCUUUAGAAGGGGUGUAUUUUCAGCAAUUGUGCAAUAACAAAGGGUUUUCUCUCCAAACACUGAUGUUACAACAAACCGGCCGGCGUGUGUGUGUGUGUGUGUGUGUGCCCAUCAAUCCAUCCAGACCAAAAUAUGGGAGGUUUGGGGAGGUGCUGAUGGUACGAUGCCUGGAGAGUUGAUCAGAAGGGUAAAUAGACGAUCAUCCCUUCUGUUCAGAAUCUACUUUGGAUCUACACUGCAGGGCUGGUGCAUCUUUGUCCAGAAGGAAGGAAUCUGCCAGGUGUGAAAUAGAACGGGAGUGUCUGCAAAGGAGGACUUCCAUUUUUAUUUUUAUUUUUGAGAUCUGAGAUCUGACUGGUUGGCUUUUUAGCUCCUGGAGAACCUGUAAGAACUAGAUGAGGAAAUUCUAUUUAGAACAGGAGAGACUUCUAUUUUGCGGGAAGCAAAAUAGCACCCAAUCUCACGUUUGAAGUCAAGGGCCGCCUUUUUUUCCCCAAGCAGAGAAAUAGUAAAAGGAGUGGGUGUACAGUACACAGGUUCCUCAUCUUAGGCUUAAUAUCUAAAUUUAAUUACAUAAUUAUUUCAGGAGGAGGGUUCUACACCCCAACAAUUCCGUUCCCCCCCCAAAAAUAAGGUCUCUGAUUUUAGAAAGUUUAGACCAGUGGUUCUCAACCUUUUUAAUGCCGAGACGUAAGUCGAGGACUACCCAACCGGUUGUACG
Molecule: messenger RNA, 3694 nt
Organism: Crotalus tigris (Tiger rattlesnake)
Lineage: Eukaryota; Metazoa; Chordata; Lepidosauria; Squamata; Viperidae
Product: zinc finger protein 271-like
Exons: 4
Coding region: 551-2875 (774 amino acids)
Biological process (GO): negative regulation of transcription by RNA polymerase II
Cellular component (GO): nucleus
Molecular function (GO): RNA polymerase II cis-regulatory region sequence-specific DNA binding; DNA-binding transcription repressor activity, RNA polymerase II-specific; DNA-binding transcription activator activity, RNA polymerase II-specific
Source: RefSeq, a predicted model, not a curated record